CUUCUUGUACUGGACAGUAGAGAUCUUGCAGAUCCAGCCAUUAUUGAUUCCGUUCGUAAAAUUGAGAAAUUGGGACAAGAGCAGUAUGACAUCUAUGUAGGAGAGAGGCUAGUCAAUCAAACAAAGUCCGUCUGGGAGCCUAUCAAGAAGAACAAUUUGGUACUAUUUAGCCGACCUCCUAUCCGAAAAAAGACAAAGUCGCAGCUACAGCUUGCUUCCCUAAAAAAUGACUGCUCCCUCUUUUCACGUCUUUACGUUGCAUCGCAGGUCCGCAAUGGGAAUCUUGAUGAAUUUUUCGAGCAUGAGAAUCAAGCAUACCCUCCACCACUAUCACUAAAUGCCAAGCUGAGAACCAGUACUAAGUCUGACCUUGUUAGUUGUCUGGAAGAACUGGUUAAUUAUCAUGAGAAUGCCACUCGUCCCAGUGUGGAAGUUAUCAUCCUCGAUGGCUCUGUCAUUGUAAACAUGCUUCGACCAGGUUCAGCAAAAACUUUCUCGGAUUAUGCUUCGCAAGUUUUUUUUCCAUACGUAGCGUCCCAGCUGCAGCAAGCAAGUAGAAUUGACAUCGUUUGGGAUGAGUACCGCCCUGACAGUUUGAAAGCUGAAACGAGAGUUAAGAGAGGAAAGGGAGUUCGAAGACGCGUAGAGGCUUCAACACCAAUUCCAGGAAACCGGCAAGAGUUUUUGCGCACUCAUGAAAAUAAAGUAGAACUGUUUAGUUUUCUAGCAAAUAGAGUGCCAUGCAUCGAAACCGAAAAGCAAGUUCUCAGCACUAUUCAGUCUGAUAUAGUUUGCACUCAGUCAAGAAAUGUUUCGAGACUUACCCCAUGUACACACGAAGAAGCAGAUACCAGGAUCAUCUUGCACUUGGAGGACGCUGUCACUGAAGGAUUUAACAAAAUAUUCAUUCGUACCGUUGACACUGAUGUAGUGGUUUUGGCAGUGGCAGCAGCACAGCACCACAGAAACACUGAAAUCUGGAUCGCUUUUGGUACAGGAAAGAGUUUCCGCUUUUUAGCCGCUUACGAGAUGGCUAGAGUACUGGGACCAGACCGAUGUACUGCCUUGCCGAUAUUCCACGCCUUUACUGGGUGUGACACUGUUUCAUUUUUUGGAGGAAGGGGUAAACGAACUGCCUGGGACACGUGGAGAUCCUACAACGGUAUCAGAUCGAUAUUCGUCUCUUUGGCAAACACCCCAGAGUCGGUGGAGAGUUCAGUUGCAUCACUGGAGCGAUUUGUGAUUUUGCUGUAUGAUCGCACCAGCAGCCUAGAAGACAUCAAUCAGGCCAGGAAGCACCUCUUUGCACAAAAAGGCAGGUCGAUCGAAAACAUUCCACCGUCGAAAGCAGCCCUUGUACAGCACAUCAAGCGGGCAGUCUAUCAAGCUGGUUAUUGCUGGGCACAAGCGACGACUUCAAGCCCUGAUCUUCCAUGCCCUAGUGAAUGGGGCUGGAAAAGAAAGGAGCCAUGCAGCUGGGGAGCCAACUGGACCUCACUGCCAGAAGCAACGGUGGCCUGCAGAGAACUUUUGAGGUGUGGUUGCAAGAAAGGUUGCAAAAAGAACUGCAGAUGCUCAAAGGCUGCUCUGCAGUGCACAGCUCUAUGUCAAUGUGGUGGACAAUGUACUGAGAGCUAG
Molecule: messenger RNA, 1638 nt
Organism: Porites lobata
Lineage: Eukaryota; Metazoa; Cnidaria; Anthozoa; Scleractinia; Poritidae
Source: the annotation of a GenBank genome assembly